Prunus armeniaca (apricot) is the source of this 1368-nucleotide messenger RNA. Lineage: Eukaryota; Viridiplantae; Streptophyta; Magnoliopsida; Rosales; Rosaceae. The record is from the annotation of a GenBank genome assembly.
AUGUUCUUCCAGCAGCUUGCCAGAAGAAGAAAAUGGGGAAGGAGGGUGAAUAGUGCACAAGGUUGCUGGGCUUUUGCAGGUAAGAGAGGAAGCUUGCUCUCCAGGAGUGGGUUUUUUCUCAAUAAGGUAUUGCGCUGGGCCAAGAAUUCAUUUGGGCCAAGCCGUGGAUUUUUUGGGCCUCAACAGAUGAUUUUUUUUAAAAAAAAACAAGUCUCCGAGGGCACUCUGACUGUCUCUGGGAGCAAUGAUGGUUUGACUUUUGCUUUGGGAACCCCCGAGCAUGGUGGUAGAGUCAGAGGUAUUGGAGCUGGGGUUUCCCCAAGUCAAUUCUUCAAUUUUCCAAGACAACAAAGAGUAAAAUUUGUUGACAAAUUGAAGGAAAAUGUUAUGGAAGCAGUCAAAGAAGAGACCUUGAGGAUUAAGACUAGGGCAAAGGAAAGUGUUUUGGAUGCAGUCAAAGCAGAGAGGGAAUAUAUGUUGAAACAAUUCAAUCAACUAAUUCCCAAUUUUGAUCCCAACAUGCUGAAAACUCCAAGUACCCCAAUUUCUUUACUGCCUCAAGAGCAAAGCCCGAAAAAUCCAAUGUCUGACAAAGCAAGCUUCUCGAGUGCCACUAAUGUGAGACCCCUUGUUUUGGAGGAAGAAAAUCCCAAGCUUGAUGCUAAUGCUGCUGAACAACAGCAAGUUGUAGAGUUUUGCACCAAGCAUUUAUCUGAUGUUCAUAGUGAACUUAAUGAGGAAGACAAUAAUGGCGUGUCAAAAAAUUUGAGGCGGCUAGCAGCUGGUCCAAGCAUGGCAAUGCCAUCAUAUAAGAGUUAUCUUAUUAAUGGUGUUAAAUUUAACACCAAGGCACAAGAUGAUGUGCAAAUUGUCCAAAAUAAUGGAGUUUAUUUACUUGCCCAUACUAUGCAAGUUGCUAGUGCCAAGGAUAAAAACUCUAUUGUCUCCAAUAUGGGUUUUUAUGAUGUCAUUCAAGAAAUUUGGGACCUUGACUACCAAAAGUUUAGAAUCCCAGUCUUCAGGUGUGAUUGGAUAGAUAACACUUCGGGCCUUGUAGUCGACAAACUUGGAUUUACCCUUGUAGAUCUGAGUAAAUUUGGACAUAAGAAUGACCAAUUUGUUAUGGCUUCUCAAGUCAAACAAGUAUUUUUUGUUGACAACCCAAUGCAUCGUGGUUGGUCGGUAGUGUUAUCAAUGCCUAAUAGAGAAUAUAAUGAUGUUAUUGGUGAUGAUGUCUUAGGUGAUAUUAGAAUUGAGUGUGAGCCAUUUACUAGAGGGAUGCCCAAUGUUGACACAUUUAAUGACCUAAUGGGUGAGUUUGGGAGUGAAAAUAUUAGAGAUGGGUGUGAAGAUAUAUGGAUUGUUUGA